UUUCAAUUGAAGAGGGAAGGUUUUGUCCCCUUCCUUCGUCCUGGGUUGCCUUACUUCUCACUGAAUCCUAGUAUCUGAAUCAAGUCAUUGUGCAACAAAAGAGAGAGCCGGCGUUUCGUGCUGCCUCGACACACACCAGCAGCAAAAUGGCAUCAACGAACGCCGCAGCUCGAUUGCUGCACAGCAAUGACCCGGUCCACUCUGAGAUCGCGGGCUUCUGCCAAAAUCAAGUCACGACGACAAAGUACACGGCGCUGACGUUCCUCCCGCAAAACUUGUUUGAGCAGUUCCACCGCUUUGCCAACUGCUACUUUUUGGCAAUGGUCAUUCUGGCGUUCAUUCCGGCCACACAGGCCGUCAAUCCGUCGACGGCAGCGUUGCCGUUGCUGUUUGUGCUCACCACGUCUGCAAUCAAGGACGCCGUGGAAGACUACAAACGCCGGAAGAGCGAUCUUCAAGUCAACUACUCUGUCACCACGCGCGUUGUCUGCAAAGAACGGCCACUCACGCGAGAGGAGCAGCAGGCCAUGGCUCGCUUGCAUCCGCUGUCGUUCUUGACGCAACCGCUGAUGCGCUGCUUUGAUGCGCUUGUUGCUCGCUGCCUCGCGAGCCGCCAGCAACGGGAGAAGAUUAUUCGUGAGUAUGAGGCCACCCACGGCACACUUGACGGCAAGCCAAGCGAUGAGAAGCAUCGGCCCUCGCCGUCCACAAAGCAAGCAAACAACCAAGGAGGUCAAUUCACCGAGCUGUCGUCCGACGAAUCGUCCGACCGCUCCGUGUCGUCCGCCUCGUCUGUCUCUGCGUCGUCGCAAAUGCCGGACAUUGGUGGCGGUCGUGCAGACCAACUGCCAGCCAACCAUUCGAACGGACGACUGCUUGAGCGCGUGCUUUGGCAGGAGCUGCGGGUUGGCGACAUUGUGCGACUUGUUGAUGGUGAUGCCAUUCCAGCGGAUGUCGUCCUGAUCGGCACAUCGGAUCCGCAAAACCUCUGCUACGUUGACACCGCCAGCAUGGAUGGCGAGACCAACCUCAAGCCCAAGGAAGCGUUGGCGCUGACUCGGGGCCGCUGCGCGUCUGCGCAAGGAUGUGUGUCACUGGCCGCUCGCGUCCAGUGCGAGAGCCCCAACAACAACUUGUUUCGGUUCCAGGGGUCUAUGGCGUUUGCAGAGGACAAUUUCGCCCAAACAGAUCCGAUCGGCAUUCAAAACGUGCUAUUUCGCAGCUGCAUCCUGCGCAACACGGAUUACAUUUACGGCCUUGUUGUCUAUGCAGGGCACGACACAAAAGUUCUGCAGAAUAGCUCUCGAGGCCGCUUCAAGCGCACCAAGAUGGACAAGAUGAUGAACAAGGAAAUUAUCUUUGUUUUCGUCAUUUUGAUCUUGUUCUGCCUUAUCGGCGCCAUUUUGUCGGCGGUGAACGGCAUCAGUCCUCCAGAAACGCAUUGGUACCUGUACUUUCCCACCAACAGGUAUCUCAGUGCCUUCAUCAACUUUUGGUCGUUUGCGCUGAUUCUGCAGUCGCUCGUGCCCAUCUCUCUCUAUGUGACUGUCGAGAUGGUCAAGCUCGUGCAAGCUCUAUUUAUCAGUCAGGAUUUAGACAUGUACUGGGCUGCAACCGAUACGCCUGCUUGGGCGCGCACCUCUGCCUUGAGCGAAGAGCUUGGGCAGCUCGAGUACAUUUUUUCCGACAAGACUGGCACAUUAACUCAGAAUAGGAUGGUGUUCCAUGGGUGCAGUGUAAAUGGCGUCAUUUACGGUGCCGGCUCGACAUCCAAAACUCAACCAGUCACAUCAAACUCGCCGUACUCGCAACCAAUGCAGUACCACGACGCUGCCAUGAUUCGUCAACGGCUCGUUGACAAGCAUUUGAUUGCAUUCUGGGAACACCUGGCAUUGUGCCACACAGUCAUGGCCGAGUACAAGGAGGCGGAUAAGACUCGACCUCAGCGACUGCCAGAAACCUUGAGCUACCAGGCCCAGUCGCCAGACGAAGCGUGCCUUGUCGCUGCCGCCAGGGACUUUGGCUUUGCAUUUGUGGAUCGCACCAUGAAUGUGGUCAAAAUCAACAUUGACGGGCAAGAUCGCUUCUACGAUGUGCUGAAUGUUCUCGAGUUCAAUUCAGACCGCAAGCGCAUGUCGGUGAUUAUUCGCACCCGCGACACCAAUGAAAUCAAGCUGCUGCUCAAGGGAGCCGAUGACGUCGUCAUCCCCCUGCUGGCACCGCUGGCCAAGUCGGCUCUUCCGGCAUUUUUGACGGUGCCUGGGGCCGAAAAGAAGGAAGGUGGCGCGUUGUCAGCUCGAGACCUGCUCGACGCCACGCGCACCCACCUCGAUAACUUUGCCAAACGAGGCCUUCGGACACUUUGUCUCGCAUGGAAGCCACUCACUGAGGACGAGUGGCGGGCAUUUGAUGCCAAGUUUAGCGCGGCCGCCAUCUCAAAGGAAGACCGAGAGCAGGCCAUUGCCGAGGUGAGCGCGAGCAUUGAGAAUGGCUUGCAGCUCGUCGGCGCCACGGCCGUGGACGACAAGCUGCAAGACCAUGUUGCCGACACGAUCGCCGUGCUCGCGAGGGGAGGAAUCAAGCUGUGGAUGCUCACGGGUGACAAGCAAGAAACCGCCAUCAACAUUGGCUUUUCGUGCAAGAUUUUCCGCCGAGGCAUGCAGGUGCUGAUUCUCAAUGCGACCGACGCCGAGUCGACGCAAGCUCGGAUCACAGAGCUGCUUGGGUUUGUAACCGCCGACUUGGCCGCGGGCACGGCUUCCGACAAGGACAGCCCGUUGAAUGAGGCAGCAUCGACAGAUCCGUCGAUCGCCUUUAGCACUUCGCAAGAUCCCCUCACAAAAUCUGCAAGUGACCCCAUGAGCCAAGUGGCGCGCGAUCGCAUUUCGACCAUCAUCCCUGGCGCCAUCACGGCGUCCGCCUACAGCACAGGCAGCCACUCGUCGGGUGACCAUCCGUUUGGCGCAAGUGCCAGCACGUCGUCGGCAGGAGAUCCCAGCCGCAUGAACAAUUCCAACCCCGACGGCCGUCCUGUCUUUGGACUCGUUGUCAACGGCGCCACCCUGGUGCACUCGCUCUCGCCCGAGUUGAAAGACCAAUUCCUCAGUUUGGCCAAACAAUGCGCCUCGGUGGUGUGCUGCCGCUGCUCGCCGCUCCAGAAAGCCUCGGUGGUGGAUUUAGUGCGCAAGGGUCUCGGUACCAUCACGCUUGCCAUUGGUGAUGGUGCUAACGACGUUAGCAUGAUCAAGGCGGCCAACAUUGGCGUUGGCAUCAGCGGCAACGAAGGCAUGCAGGCGGUCAUGGCCAGCGACUACGCCAUUGCCCAGUUUUCCUUUUUACGCAAGCUGCUGCUGGUCCACGGUGUGUGGUCGUACCAUCGCAUCACGUGGCUCGUCCUCUACUUUUUCUACAAAAACUACGCGUACAUUUUGGUCAACUUUUGGUUUAACACGACCGCUGGCUUUUCGGCCCAGACCGUCUACGAGUACACGUACAUCAUGUUCUUCAACCUGGCCUUCACUUCGCUACCCCCGAUCGUUCUGGCGGUUUUUGAGCAGCCUGUGAAGGCGCGCGCGGCCAUGCUCUUCCCCGAGCUCUACUUGCAAGGAAUGCGAAACGAACUGUUCAACAAGAAGCAGUUCUGGCUAACCAUCCUCGACGCAACGUAUCAGUCCUUGAUUUGCUACUUGAUUCCGCGAUUCGCGAUCGCUGUCGCUCCCACUGGGCAGCAGUACGACAUGUGGUCACUCGGCACCGUCUGCUACACGACGCUUGUUGUGUUGGUCAACCUGCGUUUAGCCCUCGACACGCACAUGUGGACCAAGCUGAGCGCGGUGAUUUGCUCUGCCUCCGUCCUGCUGUGGUUUUUGUACAUGCUCGUGUACAUGAACGUCCUCGCCAAGAUGAACUCUGUCUUUGGCGUCGUUUUCAUGCUCUGGCCCAACCCGACGUAUUGGUUUACGGUCAUCCUCUCGGUGACAACUGCCAUCAUGCCAUACGCCAUCAUCAAGUACGCAUACAGCAUCUUCAACCCGACCAACACGCAAGUGGUUCGAGAAAUGUACUUGCUUCGCACUGGGCGAUUCGAGCACGUCCCGCGCGACUCUGAUACAUGGCAGUACAGCGAGCCGGAAGAACCGUCCAACUCGAUACCCAUGGUCGAGCUGUCGUCGAGCUCGCAAGAUGCCAAGUCUUCUGGCCUAGAUCGUGAUAUCAGCACUGCAAGUACUGCGCCUCUCGUUGGCGCCCUCGGCAGCACCAAUGUUUGAGUUUCCGA
Capsaspora owczarzaki ATCC 30864 is the source of this 4276-nucleotide messenger RNA. RefSeq lists its product as hypothetical. The transcript is spliced from 5 exons. Gene Ontology annotation, biological process: phospholipid translocation; Golgi organization. Lineage: Eukaryota; Filasterea; Ministeriida; Capsasporidae. Gene Ontology annotation, molecular function: magnesium ion binding; ATPase-coupled intramembrane lipid carrier activity; ATP binding. The record is from RefSeq and is a predicted model, not a curated record. Gene Ontology annotation, cellular component: plasma membrane. Bases 147 to 4268 code for a protein of 1373 amino acids.